UAUAUUGUGCACUGAGACCGGGAGAUCUGGUCUAGAGCUGAGUGGAGCCGGGCUGCAGUUUUGGGAGGCUUCUCUGCACGGCACUGGGAUCCGCAUCUUCCCAGAAUUGCCAAGCCUCACAGCCGGGUUUCUUUUAGUGCUGCUGUUUUCUAUUUCUCUCUGAGCUUCAGAAAGCCGAAAGAUUUUAUCUAGCUCAAACAAGACUGCUGGUGUUCCCUCUUUUUUUCUGCGAGGGUGUUUUUGGCUGCAAUUGCAUGAAAUCCCAAUGGUGUAGACCAGUGGCGAUGGAUCUAGGAGUUUACCAACUGAGACAUUUUUCAAUUUCUUUCUUAUCAUCCUUGCUGGGGACUGAAAACGCUUCUGUGAGACUUGAUAAUAGCUCCUCUGGUGCAAGUGUGGUAGCUAUUGACAACAAAAUCGAGCAAGCUAUGGAUCUGGUAAAAAGCCAUUUGAUGUAUGCCGUUAGAGAGGAAGUGGAGGUCCUCAAAGAGCAAAUCAAAGAACUAAUAGAGAAAAAUUCCCAGCUGGAGCAGGAAAACAAUCUGCUGAAGACACUGGCCAGUCCUGAGCAGCUCGCCCAGUUUCAGGCCCAGCUGCAGACUGGCUCCCCACCUGCCACCACGCAGCCACAGGGCUCCACACAGCCCCCCGCCCAGCCAGCGUCCCAAGGCUCAGGACCGACCGCAUAGCUUCCCAUGCCCACGCAGAACUGGCUGCUGCUGUCUGAACUGAACAGAAGAUGUACUAGGGAGAAUCCGCCUCCACAGUCACCCAUUUCAUUACUUGCUGCAAAAGAGACGUGAGAGUGACAUAUGCCAUUAUCUUUUUUCCAGUAUUAAACACCCAUAUGCUUUUGGCUUGAAGAAAGUUCUUAGUUGGGUGAAUUAAAGAUUAAUCAGAGAAUUAGAAUGGAUAUACUGGGACCUCAUGCAGCCUGACAGAUAUCUGAGAAAAAGUUUAAUUCAUGCUGAGGGGCUGUGUGCCUUUCCAUCCCUUUCCAGCUCCACAUCCCCCAUUUCUGAGAGUUCUCCUGCUUGCACUUAGUGUGCUACAUGGGGUUACCAAGUGGUGGAGCUCCUCACUGGACUUUUCCUCUCUCCUCUCCUCAUGAGGAACUUGAAAGGGAGGUAAAAGUAAAGACUAAAAUGAGAGGGAAAUAUUUCCUUGUACAAUUGACGACUGUCACCAAAAUCCACAAAAAACAAUAGUACUGUGCCUCUUUCUGAAACAGUGGAUGACACAAAACUAUUAGAGUGACAAAAUGGUGACAGGUAGCUGGGACCUAGGCUAUCUUACCAUGAAGGUUGUUUUGCUUAUUGUAUAUUUGUGUAUGUAGUGUAACUAUUUUGUACAAUAGAGGACUGUAACUACUAUUUAGGUUGUACAGAUUGAAAUUUAGAUGUUUCAUUGGCUGUCUGAAGAGGUGUGGAUUGUCUUUUAUAAAUAGAUCUACAUGUAAUCUGCUACAUGACAAAACCCACACCAAAAGAAAUUUUAAGAAUUUGGCACAGUUAGUCACUUUGUGUAAUCUGAAAUCUUCUAGCUGCUGAAUAUCUUGAAGUAAAUCUCUGUUCACUGAAGUCUUUCAAUUGAGCUGGUUGAAUAUUUUGAAAAAUGAUCAGUUUUAGCUAAUGAAGUGGAUUUCCCAGUAGGGGUUUCUGCAUAUUACCUGUAUAGUAGUUAUAUGCAUAUGUUUCUGUGCAUGUUCUCUACACAAUUGUAAGGUGUCACUGUAUUUAACUGUUGCACUUGUCAACUUUCAAUAAAGCAUAUAAAAUGUUGAUACA
Molecule: messenger RNA, 1787 nt
Organism: Galeopterus variegatus (Sunda flying lemur)
Lineage: Eukaryota; Metazoa; Chordata; Mammalia; Dermoptera; Cynocephalidae
Product: TSC22 domain family protein 1
Exons: 3
Coding region: 255-689 (144 amino acids)
Biological process (GO): regulation of transcription by RNA polymerase II
Source: RefSeq, a predicted model, not a curated record